Molecule: messenger RNA, 1337 nt
Organism: Caenorhabditis angaria
Lineage: Eukaryota; Metazoa; Nematoda; Chromadorea; Rhabditida; Rhabditidae
Source: the annotation of a GenBank genome assembly
AUGUCGUUGAGUCGCCUUUCAUCGCCGAAAACUAUCGUUUUUGCCACAAGAGGUGCUGCUGUUGCCAGUUAGUUUUUCUUGAAUUUAGUUCCUGUUACAAGAAUCUAAUAAGAUAUUUUCAGCAUCUUCAACAUCUUCAAAUGUGGGUUAUUUCGAGAAAAUUGCCUAUCGAUUCAAAGGUAAACUUAUCACACAAUCUUUUAUUGAAAACACAUUUUCAUGAUUUCAGGAAUUCCACUCCCAGGAGAGACUGAAGCUCCAAAAUCAAUGUUCGACAGCUGUAACAAAGAAUGGUCUGCACCUGAAUUCUUGCCAGCUAUCCCAAAAGACUUCAAAGAGCAUCCAGAUAGAGAUUUGGUUUGUGAUUCAUUGUUAGUUACAUUGGUUUUUAUGAUAAUCGUGUUUUAGGUCAACUAUCCUUAUCCAGCGAGACCAAUGUAUCCACCAAAGACUCGUCUUUUGAUGAUGCCUGAUUCUUGGUUCACCGCUUUCAACAAAGUAACUGGAGUUUCAGGUAGAACUCAAAUUUAAUCAAUUCUUUUCUCUUUCCCUUUCCCUUUUUUAUUAGAUUGUAUUUUGAAGAAAAUAUAGACAAAACCUUUUGUUUUUAGGACCAUAUUUGUUCUAUGGAGGUCUCUUCACAUUUUUGCUCAACAAAGAAUUGUGGGUUUUCGAAGAACAAGGACACAUGACUGUUGGAUGGAUUUUGUUCUAUUUGCUCGUCUCCAGAACCGCUGGAUGUUAGUUAUAUAUGAAAUAAACUUCUAAUCAGUUUUCAAUUUUUAGAUAACAUCGACGCCGGCUUGUACAAGGACUAUCAAGCUCGUAUGGAUUAUUUCAAAGGGUUGAUCCAAGACGAUUUGAAAGAUGCUGUCCAAUUCAGAAAAGUGAUUAUACAUCGAUAUUUUUUGGAAAAUACAAAUUGAAACUAUUUUCAGACAUCUGCUGAAGAAACUGCUUCAUUGGCUGCAUUGAAAGAGAGCAUGCCAACAACUCUCAAAGAAACUAUGCAAUUGCAAUUGGAAGCCACAUACAGGUAGACAUUUCGUAGAAAUUCAAAUGAAAUUAGAAACAUUUUUAUUUCAGAAAGAAUGUGCAAACAAUCGCCAGCGAAUUGAAACGAAGAAUUGAUUAUUUGAAAGAAACCGAAGCAACGAAAUCCAGAUUCGAAAGAGAUCAAUUGUUGAAAUUGAUUAAUGACUCGGUAAGUACUCUAAAACUCAAAACACAAACAAUAGCUCAAAUAUUUUCAGGUUGAGAAACAAGUUUCGUCGAAGGACUUCAAAGACAAGUAUUUGUCGAAUGCCAUUCAACAAUUGAACAAAAUCACCGUCUAA